Messenger RNA from Laccaria bicolor S238N-H82, 996 nucleotides. RefSeq lists its product as uncharacterized. NCBI's taxonomy places the organism in Eukaryota, Fungi, Basidiomycota, Agaricomycetes, Agaricales, Hydnangiaceae. Gene Ontology annotation, molecular function: coproporphyrinogen oxidase activity. The record is from RefSeq and is a predicted model, not a curated record. Gene Ontology annotation, cellular component: cytoplasm; mitochondrial intermembrane space. The annotation marks the transcript as partial. The transcript has a single exon.
UCGUCCACCAAGCCCAUGCGCGUCCAAGUCGAAGAAUACAUCAACGAUCUCCAAAACUCCAUAGUCCUCUCACUCGAACAACUAGACCCCUCCGCACCCCCAUUCAAACGGGACGCCUGGGUCCGCCCCGAAGGCGGCUCAGGCCGUUCCUGCGUAUUCGCCCUCCCCCUCCCAGACGACGUCUCCCUCCCACCUCCUCCAACAACCAUCCUCGAAAAAGCAGGCGUAAACAUAAGCGUCGUCCAUGGCCUCCUCCCCCCAGCAGCCAUAAAACAAAUGCGCGCAGACCACACCUCCAUGCCCCUCCCCGACUCCCCCACCGGCCUCCCCUUCUUCGCAGCGGGCCUCAGUCUAGUAAUACACCCCAGAAACCCACACGCACCAACCGUUCACGCAAACUACCGCUAUUUCGAAAUAACCUCCCCAGACACCGACACCGAUGAGGACGAAGACGACGACGCACCACCAAAAGUCCUAGCAUGGUGGUUCGGCGGCGGCUCCGACCUAACCCCCUCAUACCUCUACCCCGAAGACGCCUCCCACUUCCACAAAACCCUCCAAUCCGCCUGCGACCCACACGGCCCCCAACUCUACGCAACCUUCAAAAAAUGGUGCGACGAGUACUUUUACAUCCCACACCGCAACGAAACUCGCGGAAUUGGGGGUAUCUUCUUCGACGACCUUAAUUCCGGUAUACACGUCCGACUACCCGAUUCUCAGGUCAUCACUCCCCGGCCUAGAACACCCGACGAGAUAUUCAAGUUCGUACGUGCCCUAGGCGACGCCUUUAUUCCUUCCUACAUUCCCAUACUCCACAUCCGCGCUACGUUGCCGUAUACUCAAAAGGAGAGGCGAUGGCAGUUGUUGAGAAGGGGUAGGUAUGUAGAGUUUAACCUCGUUUAUGACCGCGGGACCAAAUUCGGGUUGAUGACCCCCGGAGCGAGGAUUGAGAGUAUUUUGAUGAGUUUGCCGGAGACGGCUAGGUGGGAGUAUAUG